AUGCAUAUCCUGUCCUUGACAACAUUAGUAGCGAGUGGCGGAGACGAUGGACCAGCAUUCGUAGAUGCUGUUCAACGUUGUGACUCAGUGAAAAUCCCUCCUGAAACUACUCUUUCGAUAGCAACCAGGAUGAACAUGACCGGAUUGAAGGACAAGAAAAUUGAACUGUCGGGAACUGUGAAAUUCACAAACGAUAUGUCAUAUUGGAUCAACAAUGGUUUUUAUUUUGAGUUCCAGGACCAAAUCGCUUUUUGGAUCGUAGGUGGGAAGAACAUCCAUAUUAACGGCGGUGGGACAAUAGAUGGUUCAGGUCAGGUCUGGUAUGACGCAUUUGCCACCAACAGCACUCUCUUGCGUCCAAUCCUGCUCACGGUUUACCAAGCCACUGAUUGGAUUAACUUUGUCAAUGAAGGGCACAAUAUUACCUACGAUGGCAUCAACAUCAGUGCCGUCUCAACAUCAAGCCAUCUUGCGAAGAAUACCGAUGGCUGGGAUAUAUAUCGCAGUGACAACGUUGUCAUCAUUAAUUCGAACAUCGACAACGGCGAUGAUUGUGUUUCAUUGAAACCAAAUUCAACAAAUAUCAUUGCAUCAAACUUGUACUGCAACGGUUCCCAUGGUAUUUCCGUCGGUUCCCUCGGGCAGUAUCCCGGGGUGUACGAUAUUGUGGAAAACUUCACUUCGACCAAUGUUCAAAUGCAUAACGCCGAGAAUGGUGCGCGCAUUAAAGCCUUUGCUGGCCCUGGGGUUGGCAGUGGUAUUGUGAAGAAUGUCAGCUUUAGCUUCUUCACCGAGGCCAAUGUCGAUCACCCCUUGGUCAUUGAUCAGUGUUACGAGACUAGCGCAACAGAAUGUGCUGAAUACCCUUCCAACGUAUAUAUUCAAGACGUCACAUUUACCGAUUUCAAAGGCACUUCGUCUGGAAAAACAAAAUCCGUUGUUGCUUCGCUGGCAUGCUCGCCGGACAGCCGUUGCAGUAAUAUCAGGGUUGGCGACAUAUACCUUGAACCGCCUUCACAAUAUGGUGAUGCGACCUACUCUUGCCAGAAUGUGAAUGUCACUGGAGACGCUGCUUCCCUGUUUAGUGACUGUGCAACUACUUGAACAUAAUUGAGUAAACAUUAGUCGGUGCAGUGAAGGGUCGUGUAACAAGCUUGUCUGUCUUUGCGAGCUUGAAAAUUUGAUUGUUAG
Suillus paluster is the source of this 1191-nucleotide messenger RNA. RefSeq names its product glycoside hydrolase family 28 protein. The record is from RefSeq and is a predicted model, not a curated record. Gene Ontology annotation, molecular function: polygalacturonase activity. Gene Ontology annotation, biological process: carbohydrate metabolic process. The transcript has 15 exons. Lineage: Eukaryota; Fungi; Basidiomycota; Agaricomycetes; Boletales; Suillaceae. The coding region runs from base 1 to 1104 and encodes 367 amino acids.